Messenger RNA from Aspergillus vadensis CBS 113365, 708 nucleotides. RefSeq names its product HCNGP domain-containing protein. The record is from RefSeq and is a predicted model, not a curated record. The transcript is spliced from 3 exons. Gene Ontology annotation, cellular component: nucleus. Lineage: Eukaryota; Fungi; Ascomycota; Eurotiomycetes; Eurotiales; Aspergillaceae. Bases 1 to 708 code for a protein of 235 amino acids. Gene Ontology annotation, biological process: regulation of DNA-templated transcription.
AUGCUUGGCUUAGGAGCGUAUGAAAGCAGCAGUGACGAAGAGGUGGAAAACAAUUUGCCCUCAGUACAAUCGAAGAAGAUCGCAAGCCAGCAAGCACAGCCACAAGAAGUGACAAAAGCUACAGCAGAAAUCGCCAAUGUAGCCACACCAUCAAAAGAGAUACCUGUUCCAAACACAGACAGGCCUGUUCUUGGGCCGACGCAUGAAGGCUCACAAAAUCCGCAAGAGCAACCGGCCGAACAUUCACAAGUCUUCUCAGCGGACCGAACAUUGAUCCAUGACCUAACACUUCCUCCGAUACCAAACUUAGACAUCCCACCAUCUCCCCCGGGCUCUCCUAACCCUGCAGCAAAUGCCAAAUUCGCACACUUCUUGACCCUAAAGAAACAGGGCAUGCAUUUCAACGAAAAGCUCGCCGGGUCUACAUCCCUCAAAAACCCCAGUUUAUUGAAGAAGAUGAUGGACCAUGCCGGCAUUGAUGAACAAGCACAAUAUCACACAUCUCUACCACCCGAAAUAUGGAAUAUCAGCGAUCUGCCAAGUUGGGGGUAUAAAGAGGAGCUUUUAAAAGCGCAGAGGGAAAUUCAAAAUAGGGCCGAAGAAAAGAAGUCCGCAGGACAGAGGGAUGCUAUCAACUUUGUGGCUGCCACGCCUAGCGAGUUCUCCCGUGCAGGCCCUAUUCCUGGUUCAAGGCCAAAACAAAGGUAA